This is a messenger RNA of Sesamum indicum (sesame), 2807 nucleotides long. RefSeq names its product putative serine/threonine-protein kinase At1g01540. Gene Ontology annotation, biological process: protein phosphorylation. The record is from RefSeq and is a predicted model, not a curated record. Gene Ontology annotation, molecular function: ATP binding; protein kinase activity. Lineage: Eukaryota; Viridiplantae; Streptophyta; Magnoliopsida; Lamiales; Pedaliaceae.
CACACUUCUCUCUCUCUCACAGUGUUCAGUACAGUAUAGAAUAUAGAUUCUUCUCUCUCUCUCUCUCUUUCUCUCUCUCUCUCUCUCUCUCUCAGACACACACACACAAGUUCGCCGGUAGACUGAUUUCCCGGCGAAGCCCAAUUCAAUUCGAUUCAAUUCAAAUGCUAUAUCCAGUAUCCUCCGAUAUAUGUAUCAAGUCGCCGGCGCUGGCGCAUUCACUCUGGACCAUUAUAUGUGUACAUAUGAUAUGAAUGCUCAGUCAAGCUUAAUUUUCGUUUUUUAAACCUCAACAAGUCAAGGAUUGUUUAAUCCAAUUCCAACUUCCAUUUGCAUGGUGGGUUUUUGGUUUGUCCCACACAUUGAAACACACACACGCGGGAUACGAUUAUCGUACAGGUAGAGUCCCGGUUGUAGAUUUACAGCGAAGAUGUCGGUGUACGACGCGGCGUUGUUGAACACCGAGCUGUCAAAGAAAACCUCGAUCUUCGGACUUCAUCUAUGGGUGGUGAUCGGGAUAGUCGUCGGAGCGGUGAUUGUGCUCGUCCUAUUUCUAUUAUCGCUUUGCAUCACCGCCUCGCGCCGCCUCGGCAGCGGCAAGGGUAAACUUCGCCGUCCGGCAAAACUCUCAGGAGGCGGCGAGAUUACUCCUGUCGUUUCCAAGGAAAUCCAGGAGAUCGUCCACGACCCCGCUGCCGAUCACCGGACGAUUGUGCCUCAGGCAGUGCCGGAGAUACAGAUAGACAUGGGCAAGGUGGAGCAUAGAGUGGUGUUUUCUGAUCGAGGAGCAUCGAGUGGUGAGAGCAAGGCUACAAGUGGAGCCGACACCGGGUCAUUUGGAGGCAGCGGGUCUUUGCCAGAGGUUUCACAUUUGGGAUGGGGACGGUGGUAUACCCUGAGAGAGCUUGAGGCAGCCUCUAAUGGCUUGUCUGAUGAGAAUGUCAUUGGUGAAGGUGGAUAUGGCAUUGUGUAUUACGGCGUCUUGACUGAUAACACUCGAGUUGCCAUAAAGAAUUUGUUGAAUAACAGGGGUCAAGCUGAAAAAGAGUUCAAGGUGGAAGUGGAAGCAAUUGGACGUGUCAGACACAAGAAUCUCGUUAGAUUGCUUGGCUACUGCGUUGAAGGAGCUUACAGGAUGCUAGUCUAUGAAUACGUGGACAACGGAAAUUUGGACCAGUGGCUUCAUGGAGAUGUCGGUGAAAUCAGCCCUUUGACAUGGGAAAUCCGGAUGAAUAUCAUUAUAGGAACUGCAAAAGGCUUGGCUUAUCUACACGAGGGUCUGGAACCAAAGGUUGUUCAUCGUGACAUCAAGUCCAGCAACAUACUGCUCGACCGUCAGUGGCAUCCCAAGCUGUCUGAUUUUGGGCUCGCUAAACUUUUGAAUUCGGAGAGCUCUUAUGUGACUACUCGAGUGAUGGGAACAUUUGGAUAUGUUGCUCCAGAAUAUGCUUGCACAGGUAUGCUGACCGAGAAGAGUGAUAUUUAUAGCUUCGGGAUACUACUUAUGGAGAUUAUCACUGGAAGAUCUCCCGUCGAUUAUAGUCGGCCACAGGGAGAGGUUAAUCUGGUUGAUUGGCUAAAAAUGAUGGUUGGAAAUAGGAAAGCCGAGGAAGUGGUGGAUCCUAAAUUACCCGAACGGCCUGCCACAAAAGUGCUGAAACGUGUUAUCUUGGUUGCCCUUCGAUGUGUCGACCCGGAUGCCCAAAAGAGGCCAAAAAUGGGUCAUAUAAUACACAUGCUGGAAUCAGAGGACUUGUUAUCACGCGAUGAACGAAGAGUUGCUCGGGAAUCUUCCAGUUCCCUCCGAGAAGAUAAACAAAACAGUGAAGGUAUUUCUGGUGCUAGUGAAGGGGAUAGCAGUAGGAAACAGAAUUUGCCAACUGGAUGGAGAUAGAAUUACGGUUAGAUUUCUAUUAAUGAAAAAUUUUCCAUGCUUAUUCAUACCAUUCCAUCAUGUGCUCUACUUAUGUUAUAUCACCAUUGUUUUCUAGUUGUUGCCUAAAGAAUUAACAUCUUGUAAAGCGAGUGAUUCAUUCUUUACUCUUAUAGAAAUCACAGCAAAUUCUUUUCCCCUUGCUUUGAAGUUGACGAAUAUUUCGUCUACUAUACUUUCAUCCUUCUCCAACUUUAGUUUGAUUAUGAACCAUUCAGAAACUCAAAGAUAGGUCGUGACACUUGUGCAAGAAACGAGAAUGAAAAUCAACUACUGUAAGAUAGUGGUUUUCAAAUAUUCAAAAUGUGUUAUGCUUGUUCGAGUUUCUUUGACCAGGAUUGUCUUUUCUGUAUGAUGAUUGAUGCAUCCCACAAUCAUCCAUCAGCUAUUUAUGCUGAGGCUCUUGUGUAAAAUACAAUUUAACCCUCACAAUAAAGUGUCGUCAAAGCGGAACGUGAGAUCAGAUGUCUCCUCAUUCCAACAUGCAUAACGUCCAUCAACAUGACAACAAAGCGUUCCAUGCAGAAAGUGUGCAUAGGUUACGUGCUGUCUUUCUUGGACUUGUUAUGGUUCGACAUGUAAACGUUACGUGCAAGAUUGUUGGCCAGCUAAUAUUGGUUGAAGCAUAUAUUGAUGGUUCCUUGUUGCUUUAAGACAAGCUAUGCAUCCACAUGUAAAUGUUGGAGAGAGGAACAUGGUAUGGUAUUGAUUUAGGGUGGGUAGUGGUGUUUGUUGUUGCCUAUAGAGAACAACUGGGAUAGUUGGUGUGAUGGGAGCUGGCAAAAUGGACGUAUUAGCCCCCAAAAAGGGUCCUGUUUUGCUUCUUUCUGGUGAUUGAAUGAUGCGUAUGCAAAGUGGAUGUAUUAGGCAAAAA